Engraulis encrasicolus (European anchovy) is the source of this 1087-nucleotide messenger RNA. Its product is annotated as adenosine receptor A1-like. The record is from RefSeq and is a predicted model, not a curated record. NCBI's taxonomy places the organism in Eukaryota, Metazoa, Chordata, Actinopteri, Clupeiformes, Engraulidae. Bases 20 to 1087 code for a protein of 355 amino acids. Gene Ontology annotation, molecular function: G protein-coupled adenosine receptor activity. The transcript has 2 exons. Gene Ontology annotation, cellular component: plasma membrane; synapse; dendrite. Gene Ontology annotation, biological process: G protein-coupled adenosine receptor signaling pathway.
UUGUGAAUUCUGUACUCAAAUGGCUAAUAAAAGUAUUGAAUUAGCUUUUACGGUCCUGGAGGUGUUGAUCGCUGUGGCAUGUUGCGUUGGCAACCUGCUGGUGAUCUGGGCAGUGUGGACGUGUGGUGCCAUGAGACGGAAGCCCACCUUCUGCCUCAUCGUCUCUCUGGCGGUGGCCGACUUCCUGGUGGGGGCGGUGGUCGUACCUCUGGCGGUUCUGGUGGACGGCCGGGUCAGAACUUCGUUCUAUGGCUGCCUGCUGCCUAGCUGUAUUCAGAUUGUGAUAACCCAGGCCUCUGUUCAAUCUCUGUUGGCCAUAGCAGUGGACCGAUUCCUGCGUGUUUACAUCCCUCACAGGUACAGGGCCGUCGUAACACAGAAGCUCAUCUGGAUCAUGGUAGGAACCUGCUGGUCCUCUUCAGGUGUUCUGGGGUUCAUCCCCAUGUUCGGAUGGUAUCGGCAGGACACUUUAGCUGAGAUGGAAGAAUCCAACUCCACCACUAUCACAUGCACAUUUUUAGGAGUGAUCCCCAUGAACUACAUGGUCAACUUUAACUUCUUUGUCUGCCUGCUGCCUCCACUGGUGCUCAUGGUGGUGUUGUACUUGUGCAUAUUUGUGAAAAUCCAUCAGCAACUGAGAGGAAGCGGGGCAAGUGGCAGUGAUUCUCAAAACUACUACCAGAAGGAGCGACAGCUGGCCCAUUCCCUUCUUUUAGUCUUGGUGCUCUUUGGUGUAUCCUGGCUUCCUCUUCACUUCAUGAAUGUUGCCGCACUGUACAGUCCACAGUUGACAGUUCCUCAUCAAGUCUUCUAUGUGGGCAUUCUAUUGGCACAGGCAAACUCAGCAGUUAAUCCCAUCAUUUAUGCCCUAAAGGUACAGAAAAUCAGAGAAGCCAUGAGGUCUUUAUGGAGGAGAGUAUUUCUGUGUAACGUGGAGCGAAAGGCCCAGGGCAGUAGUCAAACACGAGUGAAGCAGAGUAGCAGCAAUCAAAACAACUUAAAUGAGACAAUUGAGUCAAAGAGUGCAAUUAAAACACAAUCAUUGACUGAUUCUGGAAACUUUGGCGAAAACAUUCACCAGCUAUAA